Molecule: messenger RNA, 1386 nt
Organism: Nanorana parkeri
Lineage: Eukaryota; Metazoa; Chordata; Amphibia; Anura; Dicroglossidae
Gene: FLI1
Product: Fli-1 proto-oncogene, ETS transcription factor
Exons: 8
Coding region: 78-1340 (420 amino acids)
Biological process (GO): cell differentiation; regulation of transcription by RNA polymerase II
Cellular component (GO): nucleus
Molecular function (GO): DNA-binding transcription factor activity, RNA polymerase II-specific; sequence-specific DNA binding
Source: RefSeq, a predicted model, not a curated record
CUCUGUCUGUGGUGAGUGACGACCAGUCCCUGUUUGAUUCGGCCUAUGGAGCGACCUCGCAGCUAGCCAAGGCAGAAAUGACGGCGUCGGGGAACGCGGACUAUGGCCAGCCGCAUAAGAUUAACGCCAUGCCGCCGCACCAAGAAUGGAUCAACCAACAACCUAUGCGGGUGAACAUCAAGAGGGAAUACGAGCACAUGAACGGCUCCAGGGAAUCUCCGGUGGAUUGCAGCGUCAACAAAUGCAGCAAACUCGCCGGGUCGGAGAACAACGGGAUGACUUACAACACCUUCAUGGAUGAGAAGAGCGCCCCUCCCCCUAACAUGACGACGAAUGAGAGAAGAGUCAUUGUCCCAGCAGAUCCCUCGUUGUGGAGUCAGGAUCACGUGCGGCAGUGGCUGGAUUGGGCCAUUAAGGAAUACGGAUUGAUGGACAUCGACUCGUCACUAUUCCAGAACAUGGAGGGGAAGGACCUCUGCAAAAUGACGAAGGAGAAUUUCCUGCGCAGCACAUCUCUCUACAACACGGAGGUUCUCCUCUCUCAUCUCACCUACCUCAGGGAAAGCAGCUCUUCGCUGGCGUACACGGCACCUUCACACACAGAGCAAUCAUCAAGAGCGACCCCCAAAGAAGAGCCCUCGUAUGAGUCCGCGCGGAGAUCGGGCUGGGGAAAUAAUGUGAACUCGCCUGCUACAAAAAGUCCUCCCGUUGGGGGAACACAAAAUGUGAACAAGAAUGCAGAACAGCAACGCCAGCAGCCAGAUCCCUACCAAAUACUGGGACCCACAAGCAGCAGGCUGGCGAAUCCAGGCAGCGGCCAGAUCCAGCUGUGGCAGUUUCUCCUGGAGCUGCUCUCCGACAGCGCCAACGCCAACUGCAUCACCUGGGAGGGCACCAACGGGGAGUUCAAAAUGACGGACCCGGACGAGGUGGCGCGGAGAUGGGGCGAGCGGAAGAGCAAACCCAACAUGAACUAUGACAAGUUGAGCCGGGCGCUGAGAUAUUACUACGACAAGAAUAUCAUGACCAAGGUCCACGGCAAGCGCUACGCCUACAAAUUUGACUUUCACGGCAUUGCCCAGGCGCUGCAGCCUCAUCCCACCGAGACCUCCAUGUACAAGUACCCAUCAGAGUUCUCCUACAUGCCCCCUUACCACGCUCACCAACAGAAGGUCAACUUUGUCCCGUCGCACGCUUCCUCUAUGCCAGUGACGUCGUCUGGCUUUUUCGGACCGACUUCGGCGUACUGGAGCGCGCAGAAUGCCAACAUCUACCCGCAACCGAGCCUCCCCCGGCAUCCCAACACCCAUGUCCAGUCGCACCUGGGAAGCUUCUAUUAGACUUCCGACUCCUUCGUUAGCGCGGUAACUCUCUCCGCUGAAAUAC